AUGCCUCCAGCGCAGCACGCUCCGGCCAGUCGAAUACACGACGGGAUCGAAAACCUAUGGCGCAGACUCAUGGACCGGGGUUUCCUCACGUACGGGGAUCUAUUUGAUCUCGACAUCGCGAGCCUGUUGACUUGCAUCGGUGAAUAUCCCGCUGUCGUGCCAGACGCAUCCUUCGUGAUCGAUUUCGGUUUCACUUCACACGCACUGUGUCAAACAGAGUGCGGAGUGUCGCAGUCUCCCCUGGACAUCAUGCGGAAGAUGGCGAACAUGUGGGAUCGCCGCCUGAUCGCCGCCUGCGGGAUCUUCAUCCUUCUGCUGAAGGAAUCGCAUCCGAACCCCGGGGGGAAGGUCCCAGGGAGCAUCCCCAAAGCGUGGAUCGAGGCCGCCAAAGCCGAGAAGGAUGGGCGGAAGUUGGACUCCAAGGCGGAAGGAUGGGGGAAGUGGGAACUGCUUGGAAGGCAUCCCAGUGGCGGGAGAGCAUCAAAAGGGCACGGUAAGGCCCCCUUGGAUUGCCGUCCUCGGGACGCCCUCAAGCCGAUGGUGGAGGUGUGGCCGGACCACGUAACACCCCCUAUUGCCCUCCGAAAUAUCGCCGUUUAUGGUGCGACGCAUGCGUACGCACUUGCGGUACUCCCUUCGGAGUACCACAAGUUUCGUCAAGCCGUCGAUGAACACUGGGACCUCCCCAGGAUACUUGAGGAAUUCGUUUUCGUGGAAAUCCGUUUGAACAUGUCGUCAGACACGCUCAUGCCGAGCAUCAACCCCCACCUCUCCCCACUCGAAACCGUACGUCGCUUCAAGGACCACUUAUCCCGCUUGUGGGUCCUGGUUUACCAGGUCCUCGCUGCCGUGAACGCUCGUGAAGAAGACGAAGAUCUUCGCGCUGAACUCCACCAGUUUCCGGGCAUGGCGGCUCCCGGAAACAAGGUCUUGUUGAAGAUCGCCGAGGAGGACGUCCCUAAUUAUUACACGCAGUUACCCAGUCUGGAUCGGUCGAACGCCGUGGUUGACCUGGUGCUGACGUCGCAGCAGGGCUUCUUCGAUGCGUUCGACGCUUUCACCGAGCACGCCCCGUCAAACAUCCUGCCGUAUGCCAUGGCGGGAGGUCGAACCCGAGUACGCACGCGCGUCGACGAGCGGUUGAUGAGCGAAAAACAGGCGCAGGAGCGGACCAACGCUAAGGCCGAGGGCAAACACGUCCAGGGGAGGGGGAAGGCCGGAUCUUCGAAGGGUAAAGGAAAGAGUGUGCGGUCAAAGUAG
Fomitopsis serialis is the source of this 1260-nucleotide messenger RNA. RefSeq lists its product as uncharacterized. The record is from RefSeq and is a predicted model, not a curated record. Lineage: Eukaryota; Fungi; Basidiomycota; Agaricomycetes; Polyporales; Fomitopsidaceae. Bases 1 to 1260 code for a protein of 419 amino acids. The transcript has 3 exons.